GCGAGAUCUAACUAUUAUGUAGGCAAAGUUAUAUUUUUUAAGCAAGAAAGCGGCAAAAUGAUAGAAAAGAACUACUGGGUUCCCGCAAAGGCUUUCCGACCCGAAAGCGAGCUAGCCGAGAAAAAUAUAUGGCAUAAAGGAUUUACACCGACUUACGAGCAGGAGGAGCCACAAAUGGGACUGAUUCUAUCCUGGCACUACGGAAGACAGUGGCUGGAAGAGCGCAAUUCCCAUGGAAAGGAAACAAAGAAAAAAAUAAAGACAGGAGCCAAAUUCAUUCCACCCGACUACAGCAGUUGGCUUGAGAAGCGCAGGAUAAAUAAGACAAGACAACAGCUGCUGAAAUCCUGAUUAAGUUCAUUGCUGUUUGUUGAUUUAAGCAGUUCGUCAAGCUGAAUCCUUUCCUUACCUU
Molecule: messenger RNA, 412 nt
Organism: Drosophila takahashii
Lineage: Eukaryota; Metazoa; Arthropoda; Insecta; Diptera; Drosophilidae
Source: RefSeq, a predicted model, not a curated record